GCUCUACCUGGAACGACUGACCAGGCCACCUCAAUACCCACUUCCCUCCAGGCGCGAUGGAGCCCGGCGCGGGGUGGGACCCUGAGCCGCAGGAGGACAGGGAAGAGCCAGGAAAGCUGCGCGGCGGCGGCGGCGGCGGCGGCGUCCCCCGAGCAGGCCAAAUGGGCUCGGCCCCGGGGGCGGAGCCUGGGUCGCGGGUUCGCGCCAAGCGAGCGGUGUCUACAGCGUGGGGCCGUGGGGCCGCCUGGCCGCCCUGCCUGGGCCGCAUCGCCGUGGUGGUGGACCAGGGCUCGGGCUUCUCCAAGGCGGGCUUCGCGGGCGAGGCCCAGCCGCGCCUGGUGCUCAAGAGCUCCUGCCUGGUGCCCAGCUGGGACCGGCCGGUGCUGCCGGGCGCGCCGGGCUGCGAGCUGGCGGGCGGCGUGGCGCGCGCGCACCCCAUCAAGCACGGGGUGGUGGUGGACUGGGAAGCGCUCGAGGGGCUGUGGGAGCGGCUGCUGGUGGGCGGCCUGCGCGUGAGCCCCGAGCAGUGGCCGGUGCUGGUGAGCGACUCGCCGUCGGCGCCGCCCGCGGGCCGCGAGAGGGUGGCCGAGCUGCUGUUCGAGGCCCUGGCGGUGCCCGCCUGCCACAUGGCCAGCUCGGCGCUGCUGGCGCUCUGCUCCACCGGCGCCCUCAGCGGGCUGGCCGUGGAGGCGGGCGCCGGCGUGUGCCACGCCACCCCGGUCUACGCGGGCCACUCGUGGCACGGCGCCACCUACCGGCUGGACGUGGCGGGCAGCACCCUGUCCCGCUACCUGCGGGACCUGCUGGUGGCGGCGUGUCCGGACCUGCAGCUGCAGCCCCUGCCCCGCAAGGCCGUCACGCACGUCAAGAAGCGCUGCUGCUACGUGUCCCUGGACUUCGAGGGUGACCUCCACAACCCAGCCCGCCAGCACCCGACCAGCGUCUGCCUGGCUGAUGGGUGCUCCGUCUGCCUCAGCAGCGAGCGCUUCCGCUGCCCAGAGCCCAUCUUUCAGCCGGGCCUGGUGGGCCAGGCCGAGCCAGGACUGCCCACGCUGGCCUUCCAGGCCCUGCAGAGGGUGCCGUCCACACUGCGCAGGCGGCUGGCGGGCACCGUGGUGCUGGCCGGGGGCUCCACGCUUUUCCCCGGCUUCACCGAGCGCCUUGAGCUGGAGCUGGAGGCCCAGUGCCGGCGGCAUGGCUACGGGGCACUGCAACCGCGCCUGGUGGCCAAGCCUGGACGGGGCACAGCUGUGUGGACAGGUGGUUCCAUGGUGGCCUCCUUGGGCUCCUUCCCGUGCCACUGGAUGACCCGGGCCGAGUACCAGGAGUGUGGCCCCAAGCUGGUGCACAAAGUGUUCAACUGAGUCAAGCUGGGCUGCAGAGGCUGGUGCCUUGCGGCUGUGUGGUGGCUGUGGGCUAGGCUGCCCUCGCUGGAGCAGAGGCACUGACUGCCAGAUAAAAGUCUCACUUAAUUACA
Messenger RNA from Erinaceus europaeus (western European hedgehog), 1477 nucleotides. RefSeq names its product actin like 10 (gene ACTL10). The transcript has a single exon. NCBI's taxonomy places the organism in Eukaryota, Metazoa, Chordata, Mammalia, Eulipotyphla, Erinaceidae. The coding region runs from base 57 to 1364 and encodes 435 amino acids. The record is from RefSeq and is a predicted model, not a curated record.